This is a messenger RNA of Cyclospora cayetanensis, 1104 nucleotides long. RefSeq lists its product as uncharacterized. The transcript has a single exon. Lineage: Eukaryota; Apicomplexa; Conoidasida; Eucoccidiorida; Eimeriidae. The record is from RefSeq and is a predicted model, not a curated record. The coding region runs from base 1 to 1104 and encodes 367 amino acids.
AUGAGGAGUCAUUCCCACACCUCCUGCUGCGGCCGUUUGCAUCGUUUCGGUGCGUCUUCUGAACUCGACUCCGAGUCCUCAGCGGUAGAUGCUGCCAUUGCCGCCCUUCGUGCUGCUGCUCAUAACGCACUGGGGAGGAGGAAGAAAGUGCCUAGAAAGGUUGCUGCGGUCCAGUGCGACUUGGAGCCAAAGGCUGAGGAAGCCGCGGAAGAACCCGCAGAAUCCUCGCCAUCGACAGUGCAGGGUAAGCUGAAUAUCCGUGGGAAUGUUCUCCUCGCAACGGACUGGGACCUUAUCGACGACGACGUGCGUUUCGCGCACUAUCCCUUACUCUCCCUCGACUGCUGUGGAGCUGACCAGCAACGGCAGCAAAAAUACUGGGACCAGCAGCUCAAGCGUAGCCUCCCCCGUCCCUUGUUACGCCUGCAGCAGCGCCCAGAUGAUCGGGAGCCACGGCAGCUGCAACAGAAGCUGCAACAGAAGCUGCGCAGGGAGCUGCAGCACCAGCAACUACAGCGCAUCCCCAAGCACCGAGAAGCAUUCCCUGUGCGGCCAAACGACGUGAACCCGGAGGCAGACGAUUACCUCAAGAACAGAGUUCGGCAGACUUAUGAUCAUGCCCAUUCGCUGCCCCUUCACAUCAACGACGACUACUUGAAACUUCAUGCCAAGUUGAAUCUCAGACGUAGAAAACCGACACCCGGAAGGUAUGGCCCCAGCCGACGCUGCUGCUCCCCCGCCGGAGCACGCCCUCUCUCCGUUGGCGUUCCUGUCUGUACAUGCCCUCGUGUGUUUCCUGGGCGUUCAAACGGAGGCGAUCGCUCCGUUUCUUGCCAGAGGGGUCUCUGGAAAGCUCGUCAGCCCAGCACUGAUGGCGUUUCAAACACCAUGCAGCCUCUGCGAGAAGGCGUCCCCGUAGUCGCCGGCGGAGGAACUCCCCCCAACAUGCACUGUGGAGCUGCGCCUUUGGGGAUGUCAUCACUUCCUCCUCCGCCACAAGCUUUCUGCGGUGCAUUCCAUCCGGGGAGCGCCCCUGUGGGGAGCCUUCCCACGGAGGCCGGGUGCUUCCCGCUGCCCCCCUUGCAGUCAGGAAUGAUCUUUUGA